AGAGCCAUCUAUUGAAGAAGAAGAAGAUAUAUUUCAUCUGACAUCAUUGCAGUGCUUUGGAGUAGCCCAGGUUGAACAAUGGCCAUAGACGUAUAAUAAAUAAACCGCGCGUUCAGCAGAGGGGGCGUUUUAUAUUCGAAAGAGACAAUAUGCUUUCGUUGAGCAAUCUAUCACUUUCUAACGAUGCGUGGUGGGGGUAAAGCAGUCUUCCGUGACAGGGAAAACAGAAGUAGGAGAAUAUAGAGAAAGGGGAAUUGUGAAAGGCAAAGAGAAGAAAAUACGUUUGAUAUAAAUACACGCAUAUGGAAAAAUGACGAUGUUGUAUGGAAAAAUGACGAAUAUGGACAUAUGACGAUGGAUAUAAUUACAUACCGGUGGAAAAUAAUCUGUUUGUCACUUUUAUAUGUAUUACUGCGGCAUACACAACAAUAUAGACUCAUUGUGUCACGAUUAUACUUUUUGUGUUAUAAUUAUACUAUUAUGAGUAAAUACGUUUUAUAAUCUUUAAUGUCAAUCGUCUUGUUUACAUACGCUUUGUUUCACGAAAAGAAGGAGAACCGGAGACAUAACAUUCCACUCUAAACAGGCGGAGGGGCCAAAUACUCCACCACGCAUCGUUAGAAAGAGAUAGACUGCUCUAUCAACAGAGAACAUGCUACCUCUUUCUAAUAUUGAACAUGUGCAGACAAAGGAAACAUUGCAAAUGCGCGGUCUAUAUUUUUGAUGAAAAAUCAAAUGAUGCUAGUCGUUAGAAAGUACCAUCAGCUUACUAAAGUCAUUGGUUUGCCAUCACGUAAGGCAUAUCCUGAUGUUAUGUUAUUAAACUUGGUAUUCAGUCAAGUACAAAAUAGGUCCUGUGCAGAAGUUUGUAGUUUAUGCAUAGUACAAAAUAAAUUCAAGCCUAAAGUGGAUCUCAGUGUGCAAAGAACUGCAAACUCUUUGUUAAGGACAAGUGAUGUACUAAUACAUGUUAGUACAUGUGUGAAGUUAGCAGAUUUACAACAGAAGAGGUAUCUAGGCUUAGCUGCGAAACUAGUCAAUAAUGUCUCACCCAAAGUACAACCAUAUAUGAAACUUAUGAGGAUGGACAAACCAAUAGGAAGUUGGUUACUAUUUUGGCCUUCUGGAUGGAGUAUUGCCAUGGCAGCAUCUGCUGGUGCUUUACCAGACCUCUAUACAUUAGCACUUUUUGGCACAGGAGCAUUCAUAAUGCGUGGUGCAGGAUGCACUAUAAAUGAUAUGUGGGAUCAGGACAUUGAUAAAAUGGUAGCUAGAACAAAGGAUAGACCUUUGGUGUCCGGUCAAAUAACUCUGGAGCAAUCGUUUAUAUUUCUAGCAGGACAAUUAAGUUUAGGAUUACUUGUAUUAUUACAAUUAAAUUGGUAUAGCAUAUUUCUCGGUGCCAGCUCAUUAGGUUUAGUAAUAAUUUAUCCUCUCAUGAAAAGAAUAACAUAUUGGCCGCAACUUAUUUUGGGAAUGGCAUUUAAUUGGGGUGCAUUGCUAGGAUGGUCCGCUGUGCGCGGGUCGUGCGACUGGUCCAUUUGUUUGCCAAUGUAUAUAGGUGGUAUUUGUUGGACUAUUGUCUAUGACACUAUAUAUGCUCAUCAAGAUAGAACGGAUGACAUUCUACUAGGUAUUAAAUCAACAGCCAUCAAAUUCGGGAAUGACACGAAAUUUUAUCUAUCUGGAUUCGCAGUAGCGAUGCUCGCGAGUUUUGUCACCUCAGGCAUAUUAGCUGCUCAAACUUGGCCUUAUUAUACUGCAGUUGGAGUAUUGGCAGCACAUAUUAGCAAUCAAAUAUACACUUUAAAUGUGAAUAACCCUGCAGAUUGUGCCAAAAAAUUUACAUCCAAUCACAGGGUAGGCAUGAUACUUUUCGCUGGCAUUGUGUUAGGAAAUUUGAUGAAGAAUUUCACAAAGGAAGAAGUUGAAAAGGAAAUGACAGACCAAAGUAUAAAUACAUUAAACUAACCAUGAUAAAUACACCAAAAAAGAAACAAAUAAAAAUCUAAUAAUGCAAGUGGUUAGGUUAGAGACAUAAUAUUUUUAAAUUAUAUCGUACAUAUUAUACUUUAUUGGUUUUAUGUAAUAUCAGGAAUUAAAUUGGAAUUGAUAUCGUAUUCAAUAUAAAAUAAUAAAUAAAUGCUUUAAGACUAAAGCAGGAAUAUUAAAGAAAAGAAAGAAAUUAUAAAUGUACGAGAAUGUAUAAAUCUUUAUUACACAGAAAAAGUUGUUUUGUGUUAUCAAUACAAUUUUGUAUUAUUAACACUGAGUCUUGCAACAUAAUAAAGAAAAAAAAAGGUUA
Harpegnathos saltator (Jerdon's jumping ant) is the source of this 2305-nucleotide messenger RNA. RefSeq names its product ubiquinone biosynthesis protein COQ2, mitochondrial (gene Coq2). The record is from RefSeq and is a predicted model, not a curated record. Gene Ontology annotation, biological process: ubiquinone biosynthetic process. Gene Ontology annotation, molecular function: 4-hydroxybenzoate polyprenyltransferase activity. Gene Ontology annotation, cellular component: mitochondrial inner membrane. The coding region runs from base 724 to 1971 and encodes 415 amino acids. The transcript has 7 exons. NCBI's taxonomy places the organism in Eukaryota, Metazoa, Arthropoda, Insecta, Hymenoptera, Formicidae.